ACAUCGAYGAGUGUGCAGCCAAGAUGCACUACUGCCACGCCAACACGGUGUGCGUGAACCUGCCGGGGUCCUACCGCUGCGACUGCGUCGCGGGCUACGUCCGYGUCGACGACUUCUCCUGCACAGAGCACGAUGAGUGUGGCAGUGGGGAGCAUAACUGUGAUGAGAAUGCAAUCUGCACCAACACCAUCCAGGGMCACAGCUGCACCUGCAAACCUGGCUACGUGGGCAACGGGACCCUGUGCCGAGCGUUCUGUGAAGAAGGGUGCAGAUAUGGUGGAACUUGUGUAGCCCCCAACAAAUGUCUCUGCCCUUCUGGAUUCACUGGRAGUCAUUGUGAGAAAGAUAUUGAUGAGUGUGCAGAGGGGAUCAUUGAGUGUCACAACCAUUCACGCUGUGUUAACCUCCCAGGGUGGUACCACUGUGAGUGCAGAAGCGGUUUCCAUGACAAUGGAAGCUAUUCUCUUGCCGGGGAGUCCUGUGUUGAUAUCGACGAGUGUGCCUUAAAGAUCCACACGUGCUGGAAUGAUUCAGCCUGUGUGAACCUGGCAGGAGGCUUUGACUGCCUCUGUCCGUCCGGACCGUCCUGCACCGGGGACUGUCCCCACGAAGGCGGCGUCAARCGCAACGGGCAGGUGUGGACCCUGAGAGAGGACAGAUGCUCCGUUUGUUCCUGCAAGGACGGGAGGAUUUUCUGCCGGAGAACAGCCUGUGACUGCAGGAACCCCAGCGCUGACCUGUUCUGCUGCCCCGAGUGCGACACUCGCGUCACCAGCCAGUGCCUGGACCAGAGCGGGCACAGGCUCUACCGCAGCGGGGACAACUGGACCUACAGCUGCCAGCAGUGCCGCUGCCUGGAAGGAGAGGUGGACUGUUGGCCUCUGCAGUGCCCAACACUGAGCUGUGAGUACACAGCCAUCUCUGAAGGGGAGUGCUGUCCUCACUGCGUCACUGACCCCUGUCUGGCUGACAACAUCACCUACGACAUCAGGAAAACCUGUCCRGAUGGCUACGGGGUCACCAGGCUGAGCGGCGCCGUGUGGACCAUGGUGGGAUCUCCUUGUACAACCUGCAAGUGCAAGAACGGGAACGUGUGCUGCUCGGUGGAUUUAGAGUGUCUCAACAACAACUGAGCGGACUGUGCYGAGGGAGGGGAGCUGCUGGAGUCCACACCGACAGGAAUCUGUGUGUGUUGUUAUUUUACACAGCAGACAGUUGCCAAAGUCUGCAGGCGAGGAAGAUGUUUGGGAGUUGCCUUUGGGACCCAUCGCUCUGCUCAUCCUUGGGUGACUCCCAGCGCAGCGCGUGGAAAUCGGUGGUUGCUACAAGUUUUCAGUGUUGUAAAAUGACACACCUUUCCUGUCAAGACAUUUUGCAGAUCUUAAGUUAUUUCAUGGGUAAACCGAUGCUGUAUUUUUUGKUUUUAAUUUGUGUAUUGACAGCAUUGAUAGAAUUCAGCUCUUCUUACUUUGGAUCUAGAUUUUACAGAUAAGACAGCCUGUCGUGAUUUUGUCCCAUGAUAUCACACACUUGGUUCCAAGGUCCCUGUUAGAUGUAUUUAUGAAAAUAUGUAUGUAUGUACAGUCAAAUUGCAUAGUACUUAUAUUUCACAGCUGUCCAAUGUUUUAAAGCAUUCAAAGGUAUGGACAGAGUGAAAGUAAUCAAAAUAAGUCUGUCUUUAAAAAACUGUAAAAUAMAAUGCCAUGAACUGAAGGAAAUGGCAGAAUAAGCACUUUCUUCUCCAAACAUGCAGAGCAGCAAAAAGACUCCUAUAGUGAGAAAUUGAACUAAAACCACAUCCCACUGCAAUUGCACACAGGAAGGAAUCACCAGUCAUUGCCAGCAUUCUGUUGAGUACAAUUCCUCUGGAUUACACAGCGCUAAAACAGUCAGCAACCCUUAAGACGACAUAAUUUGAGUUGACUAGGUUAGAAUUUGCUUGUAUUUGUACCAUCAUCGAUGAGUUCAGAAUUUUUCCUCUUUUGUAUUUACAGUAAGAAUGGUGUCUGUCAUCCUCAGCUACUGCUGCCACAGUGACACAGAGGACAGGAGACCUUAAUGCUUGGGAACUUCCAUUGCCUAAUGAACAGCUCUGAAACAGAUUUUAUCUUUUCUUAUUUUAUGGCAUUCAAAACUACUUAAAUUUACUUCAUUGAGGACCUCAGUUUAGACAGAAAAAUAAAUCAAAACUCAGCCCUAAAUGCAGGUUAGAGGUUAGAUCCUCUUCAACUGAUUAGAAAUUUUUUUCAUGUCGAUUUUUUUCAUGAGGCUAGAAAGUUUGUGGCGUUAGAACAAGAAUAUAUUUCUAUGGCGAUGCAUCUACAGCUUAAAUGUCACAUUUUUAAUGUGCUGUUGUGUUUUGUUCUGCUCAUUUGUGUAGUGUUUUUUCCUUUUUGUUUAUUUCAUUAAACACACUGAAUUUAUGGAAAAGAUUGCAGAAAUAAGUAUAGUGGCUACAGUUUGAAAGUACAUUUGUGAGUUUUUCAUAGUUUCAUGCAGAAAAUGUGAAAAUGAUUAAUAAGAAAGAAGUGACUAUUCAGUAAAAAAAAUAGUUGUCUUUUAAAUGAAGUACAAUUAUGUUUAUGAAGGGACACUGGCAAACAAUAUAAAAUUACUUUCAGUCAUUCAGAUAACUUUAUUCCCAUUUUUUAAACAGGUUUUGUUUUAGUUAACAGCUUUGUGUGGUAAAGUUAAAUUUAUUUUCUUAAAAUGCCCCAUCAUUUUCAGCUACUAAUGUAUUGACUCCAUUGGCAUUGCCCUGAUGAUUGUAUAAUAAGGGGAAGAGUUGUGUUUUAUAUGAUACUCMAAGGAUGUUUGUAAAUCAUAAUGUCAGCUCAUUUUGUAUAUCACAUUGUAAAACCCAAUGGUAAUUCGGUUGGAUAAGAUACCCAGUGGGCUGAGAUAUGAAGGGGAAUGAUUUAAAAUUUGUGGGCAUCUAAAUAAACUCCUAUGUACAGAUUGCUUUCCCUUAGUUUUAUUAGCAGGGCUCUAAAACAGUGAUCAAUGUCCUUUCCAGCUUGAACUCACAGUGUUGCAAAAAAGGAGAAAAAGUGUUUGCCCAGAGGUGUAGCAUUGGAGUAAGAAAUAUGUAAUUUAUACUCAGACAAAAUCUUAUAUUCCAGCCUGUCACACUGACCAAUUUCUGAAGCUCUGUAAUGGAUUAAAGACAGUGCAGGCUCUGAAAAUCAUUCUUUUCCUUUAUUCUGCAGUAGUGAAGCCCUUUCCCAGGAUACUUUCAGAAGGCUCCAGACCUUGUUAAGAUCAUAUUUAACAGGAGUUCACACUUUUCCACUGCAGGCCAAGUUUCUUCCMGAGCUCAAAUGCAAAUUAAUUCAGUAAAACCCUUUCAAGAUGAUUUUAUAACAGCAUUACGUGCCAUUAUCUCCAGAGUGGUGCAGCUUGAAUUGUUUACACAAAGUCAAAAUAUUGACACAGACCUGUUUAUGUUGCAUUUUAAGCAGUUGCCCUGAGUGUGAUGAGCUUUUCCUCAUGAAGGGAUUUGAUCACUAGUCACAUCACAUUUACCUUCAGAGCACUCAGAAGCCCCAGCUCAAAGAGCCCAUUUUGGAGGAAAACUUAAUUCCCUGUGUCCURUGUGACCAAGGUAGGUAAGAACUUUCCAAAUUACUUUCUUGAUG
This is a messenger RNA of Malurus melanocephalus (red-backed fairy wren), 3638 nucleotides long. RefSeq names its product protein kinase C-binding protein NELL1. The annotation marks the transcript as partial. The record is from RefSeq and is a predicted model, not a curated record. The transcript has 8 exons. Gene Ontology annotation, molecular function: calcium ion binding; protein binding. NCBI's taxonomy places the organism in Eukaryota, Metazoa, Chordata, Aves, Passeriformes, Maluridae.